This is a messenger RNA of Exophiala spinifera, 750 nucleotides long. RefSeq lists its product as uncharacterized. The transcript is spliced from 2 exons. Gene Ontology annotation, molecular function: S-adenosylmethionine-dependent methyltransferase activity; tRNA binding. Lineage: Eukaryota; Fungi; Ascomycota; Eurotiomycetes; Chaetothyriales; Herpotrichiellaceae. Gene Ontology annotation, biological process: tRNA wobble uridine modification. The record is from RefSeq and is a predicted model, not a curated record. Gene Ontology annotation, cellular component: cytoplasm; nucleus. The coding region runs from base 1 to 750 and encodes 249 amino acids.
AUGGCUGUUCAGACUGGUCAAUUGGACUAUGAAGACAAACACGUCCAUCGGGUAUAUGAAGAGAUCGCAUCUCAUUUCUCUGCCACACGCUACAAGCCGUGGCCGGUGGUGGAUUGGUUUCUCCGUGGUCUACCUGUUGGAUCUGUCGGCCUAGAUAUCGGUUGCGGAAACGGGAAGUAUCUGACCGUCAAUAAAGAUGUCUUUGUUAUUGCUUCAGAUAGGCAUGCUCAGUCUCCCUUCAGCCGUGUGAAAGACAUGUCUGACUGUUCCACUAGGUCAAAAGCACUCGUAGACAUUGCAAGUCAGCACCAACCUCACAACGCCCUUGUGGCAGACACAUUGAAUCUGCCUCAUCCAGACUCUCGAUUUGACUUUGCCAUCUCGAUCGCAGUGAUACACCACCUCUCCACGAAAGAGCGGAGAAUCGAGGCGAUCUCGAGAAUUCUACAGACACUCAAGCCACCCUCGGAAAACGCUGACAGUGGCCAAGCGUUGAUUUUCGUCUGGGCGCUGGAACAGAAAAGUAGUCGACGAGGGUGGGACAAAGGCGACAAUCAGGAUGUGUUGGUCCCGUGGGUUCUCAAGCCUGAUCACGGCGCCGAUUCUGAAUCCCCGAAAACCUAUCACCGCUACUAUCACCUGUACCAUGAAGGAGAACUUGAGGACGAUGCAAAGACCGCUGGUGCCCGGAUUGUCAAAUCUGGCUAUGACCGGGACAACUGGUGGGUCAUUAUUGGAAGGCAAGGUUGA